Lemur catta (Ring-tailed lemur) is the source of this 4894-nucleotide messenger RNA. RefSeq names its product limbic system associated membrane protein (gene LSAMP). NCBI's taxonomy places the organism in Eukaryota, Metazoa, Chordata, Mammalia, Primates, Lemuridae. The record is from RefSeq and is a predicted model, not a curated record. Bases 471 to 1487 code for a protein of 338 amino acids. The transcript has 7 exons. Gene Ontology annotation, biological process: homophilic cell-cell adhesion. Gene Ontology annotation, cellular component: plasma membrane.
GGCUGCUGCUGCUGCUGUGUGGCUGCUUCCUUGCACUCACUGGCAGGCUCCGUGCGGCUCCCUCGCCGCCGCCAGCCUGGGAAAGUGGGUUACAGAGCGACGGAGCUCAGCUCAGACGCCGGCAGGGGAGCACCCGGCCACAGAGAGACGGAGCAGGAACCCCUUCCUCUGGCUUUCUCUUCAUCUUUUCUAGAGGGUUUUAUAUCUGUACUCUCUCCCUCUCUCUCUUGAAAUUUUGUUGCUUUGACUUUUUUCCCCCUUCUGCUUUGGCUUUAUGAGGGCUUUGUUAAGUCUUAGAGGGGAAAGAGACUGAGCGAGGGAAAGAGAGAGGCAAAGUGGAAAAGACCUCAAACUGGAAGAGCGCGUCCCGCCCCGGCCGUGGAUGCAAGCCCUCUGUUUGUAAAGCCCUCUCCGCGAGCAGCGCGCACCCCUCGGAGCACGCGGCGGACCCUCAGCUCCGCGGGGCCACCAUGGUCGGGAGAGUUCAGCCCGAGCGGAAACAGUUGCCGCUGGUCCUACUGAGAUUGCUCUGCCUUCUUCCCACAGGACUGCCUGUUCGCAGCGUGGAUUUUAACCGAGGCACGGACAACAUCACCGUGAGGCAGGGGGACACAGCCAUCCUCAGGUGUGUUGUAGAAGACAAGAACUCGAAGGUGGCCUGGUUGAACCGUUCUGGCAUCAUUUUCGCUGGACAUGACAAGUGGUCUCUGGACCCCCGGGUUGAGCUGGAGAAACGUCAUUCUCUGGAAUAUAGCCUCCGAAUCCAGAAGGUGGAUGUUUAUGAUGAGGGUUCCUACACUUGCUCGGUUCAGACACAGCAUGAGCCCAAGACCUCCCAAGUUUACUUGAUCGUGCAAGUCCCACCAAAGAUCUCCAACAUCUCCUCGGAUGUCACUGUGAAUGAGGGCAGCAACGUGACCCUGGUCUGCAUGGCCAAUGGCCGUCCUGAACCUGUUAUCACCUGGAGACACCUUACACCUACUGGAAGAGAAUUUGAAGGAGAAGAAGAAUACCUGGAGAUCCUCGGCAUCACCAGGGAGCAGUCAGGCAAAUAUGAGUGCAAAGCUGCCAACGAGGUGUCCUCAGCGGACGUCAAACAAGUCAAGGUCACUGUGAAUUAUCCUCCCACCAUCACAGAAUCCAAGAGCAACGAAGCCACCACAGGGCGACAGGCUUCACUCAAAUGUGAGGCCUCCGCAGUGCCUGCGCCCGACUUUGAGUGGUACCGCGAUGACACCAGGAUAAACAGUGCCAAUGGCCUUGAGAUUAAGAGCACGGAGGGCCAGUCCUCCCUGACGGUGACCAACGUCACUGAGGAGCACUAUGGCAACUACACCUGCGUGGCUGCCAACAAGCUGGGGGUCACCAAUGCCAGCCUAGUCCUUUUCAGACCUGGGUCGGUGAGAGGAAUAAAUGGAUCCAUCAGUCUGGCCGUACCACUGUGGCUGCUGGCAGCAUCUCUGCUCUGCCUUCUCAGCAAAUGUUAAUAGAAUAAAAAAGUUAAAAAUAAUUAAAAAAAACACACAAAAAUGCGUCACACAGAAUACAGAGAGAGAGAGAGAGAGAGAGAGAGAUGAGGGGAGACUGUUUAUUUCACAACUUUGUGUGUUUAUAAAUGAAGGGGGAAAUAAGAAAAUGAAAAAGAAAUACAACAUUUAAAACAAUUUUACAGUCCAUCAAUAAAAAUUUAAGUAUAAUUCAGGGUAAAGAAAGUUCUACCAGGAUAUGUUUAUAUCUACUAAUCGAAUGUAUGCUGUGUAAAGACUACAUCAUGUUAAGGACAUCCGGACGUUGUAAAAAUAAGACAAGUACCAGAUGGAUAUUAACCCCCCGAUACACACUUUAUCCUUCCUUCCUUCAUCCUUUUUCAUCUGUGGGGGAAAAAGAAAAUAAGGUCUUGCCUUUGGUGUUUAUAUUUCCAUAAUCUUUUUAUUCUGUUUUUCAUUUGAGCUGAUCUGAAGCCAUUUCAGACUAUCAGUGGAAUCUUAUGUUGAGCCUUUCUCUGACUUUCCUGCCUCCACUAUCCCUCCAACUUUUGAGAUCAUCCCCUCUCCUCCAGUGUGUUCUAUCUCCCCCACACCUAACCCAGAUAGUCCCUUUUAACCUGACUCCCCUCCCGGCUCUAUUCACACACCCCCACCCUCCCUCGCCCCAGAGCACUAGUCAUGCCGCAAAUGCUAGGAAGUGCCAUUUUAAUUUUCUCCACUGUGCGCGUGUGCUCAAGUCUUUUGCUCUCACGUGGGUGUACAUGUGUGUGAGCGUGUGUGUGUCUCUCUCUGAAGCAUGCCAAGGAAAUGGUCCAUGUGUACAUAGACUCAUUGUGCUGUAGAUACUGUCCUGCAUUGUAAUUGUGAGAUGCGGCUGUUACAAGUUGCUGGGGGAGAUGUCGGGGAAGAGGCAAGGAGAAGAGUCCCUCCCCCCGUCCAUGGCUGUCACAUAACAUCAGUGUGUACUCAAACCAAGCUGUGCCCCUUCCAAGGGCAGGACCCCAUAUUCCUUCUAGUCUCAUCAUCAGAAUCCAGUCGGGAGUCACUCAGAAUAUCAUUGUAAAUGAAAGUGCCUACUAUCGAUGGGGUGAGCAAAAAGUAGAAUGAAUCAGUGCCGUGGAUGAGGUGGCCUAGGAGAGGAGGUUGCAGAUUUCACUCUUGUUUCCUGAGCCUGAGGGGUUCAUGUAUUUCCUGGCUGUUUAUAGGCUGGGCCCUGCUCUGCCACACACGUGGGCAGUACAUUAAGGAAAUCCCCAGAAACAGGAAGGUCUCCAAGUGUUAACUCCCAGGGGAAGAACGACGAGCCAUGUGGACUUACUAAGCAGCCCAGUUUUGCCUCCUCCUUAGUCUUCAAAUAACACUGCAUUUGCCCCAUGGAGUCCCCUGAGCAGAGAUUGCUUCCUAUUUCACAUAAAAUACAGUGAAAGUGAGCAAGGCAAGAAAAAUAGACAGAUGUUCGGGUUGAUGCCCAUGUUCUGGAGAUACUGUCAGAGCUCUAAUGCAAAGCAUUGGCCGUAACAAAAAGAAAUUCACUCCUUGUGCUCCCCUGCAGACUUUGGUCCUGGUAUUCUAGGCUAAGACUUUAUUUGGUUACCCACAUCAUUCCCCUUCUGACACUCUGAUGGUGUUGGCAGCCCCUUUUUCAUGGUGGGCUAUCAUUAUCCUAGGCCAGGCUGCUAGGAAUUGCAUUAUAUUCACCUUCCCUGCUCUGUUUAAAUUUACAUCAGUAAGAGUCAUUUGGACAUUAACACUGAAAUGUGAGCUAGUUCCUUAAGCAAAAGAGUUGGACAAACUGUAAUAAAUUUAGGCAGAAAUUAUAUAAGUACCACAAAGCUUGGCAUUACCACAUCACCAGAAGGAUUUUCUUAGGAAAGGUCUUGCAGGGAGAGCUGGCUCCCUGAAUAUAGGUUUCUUUGUCGGAAAACCAACCAUUGCUCUCAUUUAGACUACAGCAGGUAUUGGAAGUGGCUCAGUUAAUUAAAGGCCAGAGGAUUAUUACUGAGGUUAUAAUUGAAUGUGAUCUCACAGAGUCAAGCAUGGACCUCAUUGAGGUUGGAACCUUGAAAAUAGCUGCCACGUGACAUAAAAUGAGAAAUCUCAUAACAGAAAGAAAGAAAGAGAGAGAGAAAAAGAGAGAAGGAAGGAAGGAAGGAAGAAAAGCAAGAGAAGGAAGGAAGGAAAGAAGGAAAAUCUGAGUAGCAUUUUUAAUUUCUAGGAAAUCCUACUGUUUGUUUUAGAAGCUUAUCACAUCCUUCUUUCAUGAUUUUGAGGUUUAAACAUGAAACAGAAGGACAAAUUUGGCUUGGGAAUGGAUACAAGUGUUUAUGGCAGAUUCUGACAUAGGACAGAAAAAAAAUUCUUACCCAAGAAGGUAUCUAGUAAAAUGUAGGAAAGGUGAGCCAUAUUCUUAUGCAGCAUCGAUUUAUUGACAAUCAGGGAUUUCUCUUAACAGUUUGGUCUUCUUAGUACAGGAAUAAAAGGUGGUCAUCUUUGAUGAUGAAUCUAUGGGGAGCCCCAUAUAUUGAAGAGGCAGUGACAUACUUAGGGGAAAGCUUUAUAAAAGUGUAUGCUAAUUUAAAUAUACACAGGCAGAGAAAAGUAGAAAGAAUUAAUUUGGAUGUUGUUUAGUAUCAGUUUCAGGAACAGAUCCGUGUGACCUGUCAUAGGCUUUAAUUGCACACCUGGCCUCAUCAUAAGGACAAGGUCUUGGUGUUACAGAAGGAGCUUCUCCAUUAAAAGGAAUGUCUUUCCCAUGUCAGCACCAACUGUUCCCUUGGUUUUAAUGUAAUGGACCAUAUAUUAAACGUAAUUAAACAUAUAUUUUAAAAUGUGGUGUUUGAUAAAGAUCUGAGAAUUUUUAAAAUUUCUUCUGGCUCCUGUUUCAGAGAAAACAUUGGCCCCAGAAUUCUUGUCUCUAAGCAAUGUGAACAAUAGUUUGGAGAAAUGUCAAGGAAAAGGUAGGGGCCAGAGGACUGACACCAAGAAAUCAUCAAGUCUUAACAUGAGACUUCUUGGAAUUUAGAUCAUCAUAUUUCUAUAAAUUCCUUCAAGAAUCUUGUCUGUUGGUAAGCAAACUUGAAACCCUACAAUGAAAAGCACCAAUUGAUUGAAAAUAACGUACUGAGAAAAGUGAAAUGCAUCCAUUAAUCUGAACGGCUAAUAUAUCAAAUGUCCUUUGUAUACAAAAUAAAAUCCACGAUUUAUAAAACAAAACCUUUAGACUCAACUUUUAGUUAACAAAAACAGAAAUGACCUUGAUCCAGGCCACUUCCUGAAGAACAAGAACUGCAGAACUGUAGGUAUAUCCUCUGUGCAAUUGUUGAUCAAAAGAUUUUGCCUUGUUGGAGAAAUAGUCUUGCUUGUUUUGAGACAUAAAAUCCUUCUGUUCUAAAAGCACUAGGCUUAUG